AUGCAGUCUUCUUCAGCUGCCGUACAACUUAUUAAUCCAAAGUCAGAAGUUGCCCGAAGAGGGCAGGCCCUUCAACUUAAUAUUACAGCUGCUAUUGGCUUACAGGAAGUGCUGAAAUCAAAUCUUGGCCCAAAAGGAACGAUUAAAAUGUUAGUUGAUGGAGCUGGUAGCAUCAAGAUCACCAAGGAUGGCAAAGUACUGUUGAGCGAAAUGCAAAUACAAAAUCCUACUGCUGCAAUGAUCGCAAGAGCUGCGACCGCUCAAGAUGAGAUUACUGGGGAUGGUACAACAUCAAUCGCUUUAUUGGUUGGUGAACUAAUGAAACAGUCGGAAAGAUAUAUCUCGGAAGGACUGCAUCCAAGAAUUAUUACAGAGGGUUUUGAUCUGGCAAGAGAUGAAGCGCUUGAGUUUUUAGACAAAUUUAAAGUUGAAAGGCCCAUUGAUCGGGAACUGUUGGUUAAUGUCGCUCGUACUUCUUUACGCACUAAAGUCCAUACCUUGCUUGCGGACACGUUAACUGAAGCCGUUGUUGAUGCAGUUUUAACUAUUAAACGCGAUAACGAACCAAUUGACUUGCAUAUGGUAGAAAUUAUGAAAAUGCAACAUAAAACAGGAGUUGAUUCGCGAUUGAUUCGUGGACUUGUGUUGGAUCAUGGCGCUCGUCAUCCUGACAUGCCAAAGCGCGUUGAAGAUGCAUAUAUUCUAACAUUGAAUGUAUCCUUGGAAUAUGAGAAAAGUGAAAUUAAUUCCGGAUUCUUCUAUUCGUCUGCUGAACAACGAGAGAAAUUGGUUGAAUCAGAAAGAAAAUUUACAGAUGAGAAAGUCAAAAAGAUUGUCGAAUUAAAGAAACAAGUUGUCGGGGAUAGCAAAAAAGGGUUUGUUGUUAUUAAUCAAAAGGGAAUUGAUCCAUUAUCGUUGGAUAUUCUUUGUAAGAAUGGUAUUUUGGCGUUGAGGCGUGCUAAAAGAAGAAAUAUGGAGAGACUUCAACUUAUUUGUGGUGGUACCGCGCAAAAUUCAGUUGACGACUUAACACCUGAAGUCCUCGGACAUGCAGGGCUUAUUUAUGAACAUAUUCUUGGAGAAGAAAAAUAUACAUUUGUUGAAGAGGUUAAAAAUCCUAAAUCAGUUACAAUACUGAUUAAGGGCCCUAACGCGCAUACGAUUGCACAGAUCAAUGACGCAGUUCGUGAUGGAUUAAGAGCCGUAAAAAAUGCAAUUGAAGACAAUAGUGUAAUACCAGGAGCUGGUGCAUUUCAAGUUGCACUGUGUUCGCAUUUAACAAAAUUCAAGGAUAAUGUUAAAGGACGAGCGAAGAUGGGAGUACAGGCUUUUGCAGAUUCAAUGCUGAUUAUACCAAAAGUUUUAGCACAAAACGGAGGGUUUGAUGCACAGGAUACUAUUGUUAAUUUGCAGGAAGAAUAUGCAGCAGGACAUGUAGUUGGAAUAGAUUUAAAUACUGGAGAAAUCCUAGAUCCAGUAUUAGAAGGGAUUUGGGAUAAUUAUAGAGUUGUUCGUCAUAUGAUUCAUUCAAGUAACUUUUUACUGGUCGAUGAAAUGAUGAGGGCCGGCAGGUCAAGCUUGAAAAAUGAUAAUAUUCAAAGUUAA
Messenger RNA from Racocetra persica, 1605 nucleotides. The record is from the annotation of a GenBank genome assembly. NCBI's taxonomy places the organism in Eukaryota, Fungi, Glomeromycota, Glomeromycetes, Diversisporales, Gigasporaceae.